AUGUCUCUCUCUACUCUAGUUGACCCCGAAUUUACAAAGGCUUUACCAAAGGUCGAGUUGCAUGCCCAUCUGAGUGGCAGUAUCAGUCGCCAAUGUCUUCACGAAAUAUGGCAGCGAAAGAAGACUGAAGACCCCAGUUUCACAGUGGAAGAUCCCUUGGUGCUUAUGCCCCCGGGCAAAGUCGACUUUACCCUGCAAACCUUCUUCUCAGUCUUCUCUAAGCUCAUCUACCAGCUAUGCAAUGACCUUGAAAGCCUAGCAUAUGCAACAAACUCCGCCCUGGAAGAUUUUCUCAACGAUGGAGUCUGCUACCUGGAACUCCGAACAAUCCCUCGACCAUCCCCAGAAGCCAACAUAACCAGAGAAGACUACCUGAAUACCAUACUGGACACCGUCGACAAAUUCAAAGCUAGAACUCAAGAAAUGUCCGUGUUCCUCAUUCUUGCCUUAGACCGAGGUCACACAACCACCAGCGAAGCACGCGAGAUAAUUGAUCUCGCCAUCGCCAACAAACCGCGCGGGGUUGUCGGCGUCGACAUCUGCGGGAACCCGACGCGGGGCGACGUCACCCUCUAUCGGGAUGCAUUCGCCCGGGCAAAGGACCAUGGGCUCGGACUCACCCUGCACUUUGCCGAGACACGCGCAUCAGGGACACCGGCCGAGUUAGCUACCUUGCUUUCCUUCCAGCCCGAUCGGCUUGGGCACGUCAUACAUGUUCCUGAUGAGUUCAAACGGGAGAUUAUCAGGCGCCGGAUUGGGCUGGAGCUGUGCAUGUCUUGUAAUGUGCAUGCGAAGCUGAUUGACGGGGACUUUUUGGACCAUCAUUUUGGGGAGUGGAGGCAUACUGAUUGUCCGAUUGCGUUGUGUGUCCGUUUGCCCCUCGAUAUUUGA
Messenger RNA from Penicillium cosmopolitanum, 891 nucleotides. Its product is annotated as putative adenosine deaminase. The record is from RefSeq and is a predicted model, not a curated record. Gene Ontology annotation, molecular function: adenosine deaminase activity. Lineage: Eukaryota; Fungi; Ascomycota; Eurotiomycetes; Eurotiales; Aspergillaceae. The transcript has 3 exons. Gene Ontology annotation, biological process: adenosine catabolic process; inosine biosynthetic process. Bases 1 to 891 code for a protein of 296 amino acids.